Messenger RNA from Fundulus heteroclitus (mummichog), 5156 nucleotides. RefSeq names its product serine/threonine-protein kinase SIK3 homolog. Gene Ontology annotation, cellular component: cytoplasm. The coding region runs from base 16 to 3951 and encodes 1311 amino acids. The record is from RefSeq and is a predicted model, not a curated record. The transcript has 26 exons. Gene Ontology annotation, molecular function: protein serine/threonine kinase activity; tau-protein kinase activity; ATP binding. NCBI's taxonomy places the organism in Eukaryota, Metazoa, Chordata, Actinopteri, Cyprinodontiformes, Fundulidae. Gene Ontology annotation, biological process: microtubule cytoskeleton organization; protein phosphorylation; intracellular signal transduction.
AGCCCUUCACGUAAAAUGACGCAGGGCGGGGGCGUGCCCGCGAUGCGCGCUGCACAGGGCUGCUUGUUGUUCCCGCAGAGAGGCGAGAAGAUGGCGGCCGUGUCUAGCGGAGGUGCUGCUGGGUCCGCUGCGGCCGCAAUUGCGCACCCUGGCCGACCGACCCACGCAGGAAUGGGCUCCCAGAACCGGGCCCCGCCGUCCUCCGGGAUCAACCCCAACGGUCGUACCAGCACGGCCGGCGGGUGCAUCACUAAUCCCGGGCACACUUCGGCCGCCAGGCCCCCUCCAGCCCGAGUGGGCCACUACGAAAUCGAGCGGACCAUCGGCAAGGGAAAUUUCGCGGUUGUUAAACUGGCCACGCACAUCAUCACCAAGGCAAAGGUGGCGAUCAAAAUAGUGGACAAGACCCAGCUGGACGACGAGAACCUGAAAAAGAUCUUCAGAGAGGUGCAGAUCAUGAAGUUGCUGAAGCAUCCCCACAUCAUCCGCCUCUACCAGGUGAUGGAGACAGAGAAGAUGAUCUAUCUGGUCACCGAGUACGCCAGUGGUGGAGAGAUAUUCGACCACCUGGUGGCCCACGGGCGCAUGGCGGAGAAGGACGCCAGGAAGAAGUUCAAGCAGAUCGUGGCGGCGGUCCACUUCUGCCACUGCCGCAGCAUCGUCCACAGGGACCUGAAGGCAGAGAAUCUGCUGCUGGACCACAACCUGAACAUUAAAAUCGCAGAUUUUGGCUUCAGCAACAUGUUUUCUCGAGGCCAGCUGCUGAAGACGUGGUGCGGCAGCCCUCCUUAUGCUGCUCCGGAGCUUUUCGAGGGCAAAGAGUACGACGGACCCAAAGUAGACAUAUGGAGCCUCGGCGUGGUGCUAUACGUGCUGGUGUGUGGCGCCUUACCCUUCGACGGCAGCACUCUGCAAAACCUGCGAGCGCGCGUCCUCAGUGGAAAGUUCCGCAUCCCUUUCUUCAUGUCCACAGACUGUGAGUACUUAAUCAGACACAUGUUAGUUCUGGAGCCCAGCAGACGGUUGAGUAUGGAGCAGAUCUGCAAGAACAAGUGGAUGAGACAAGGAGACCCAGACCCAGACUUUGACAGGUUGAUAGCGGAGUGUGAGCAGGUGAAGACGGAGCGAGAGAUCGAGCUCAUCAACGAGCAGGUGCUGAUGACCAUGUCUGAGAUGGAGCUGGACCGAGAACGCACAAUUCAGUCCCUGCAAACGGACGCAUACGAUCACUACAGCGCCAUCUACAGUCUGCUCGCCGAACGCCUCAAGAAACACAAGACGUUGCGCGUGGCACCGCCUCCGCCCCGCUCCAUCAGCUACCCUCUCAACGCCGUUCAGCAGACAGACCAACAAGGUAAUCCCGUUAGCAUGACCGUGCCCCAUGUCCAGCUCAUCAACCCAGAGAACCAAAUCGUAGAGCCUGAUGGCAACAUGGCCCUGGACAGCGACGAAGGGGAGGAGCCGUCUCCGGAGGCCAUGGCUCGCUACCUUUCGAUGAGGCGGCACACUGUGGGGGUACCAGACCAAAGGACGGAGAUGCAGGAGGAACUCCAAAAGCUUCCACCGGGUUUCCCUCGCGGCGUAAUCCCCCAGCCCCCCUUCCCCCAACUCGCCCCCACCAUGGCCCAAAUGCACACGCUCAUGCCCACACAGAGCCUGCAGCCUACACAGCAGCUGGAGUACAAGGAGCAAUCGCUGCUGCAGCCGCCUACCCUGCAGCUGCUCAACGGCAUGGGCCCCCUGGGUCGAAGAGCUUCCGACGGAGGGGCCAACAUCCAGCUACACGCUCAGCUCCUGAAGAGGCCUCGAGGGCCCUCGCCGCUGGUCGCCAGCCCGCAUCCCAAUACCGCUGUAGCUCCAGUGGACGAGGAGGGGUCAGACGGAGAGCCGGACCAGGAGGCAGUGCAGAGGUACCUGGCGAACCGCUCCAAGCGGCACACGACGCACGUGCUCCCAAGCACAUCGCAUGGCGAGCCCUCGACAGAGUCACAGCGGCCCCAGGGCCCCCGCCAGAGGGGCGGCUGGGUGCCUGACACAUACGCCCGAUCCACCUAUAAGGACUGUAACACCCUGCAUCUCCCCAUGGAGCGCUUCUCUCCUGUCAGACGCUUCUCUGACGGCGCCGCUUCCAUCCAGGCCUUCAAGGCUCAUCUGGAGAACAGCAGCCUCAUUAAGCAGCUCAAGCAGGAGUGCGAGCAGCUCCAGAAGAAGUAUGCUGCCCAGCAGGAUGAACGCUUCCUGGAGCACACCCAGCAGCAGCACAUCCUCUACCAGCAAGAGCAACAAAUCCUUCACCAGCAAAUCCAGGCUCUGUCUUUAGGCCACGGAGAGAUCCAGCCCAGCCACUUAACCCACGAGCUCCAGAGGUUGCAUAUCCAGCCCUCCAGCCCUCCGCCAACACAUCCCAGCAACCACCUCUUCAGACAGCCCAAUCAGAGUCCUCCGCCUGGCUCUGCAGGCCUGAUGCAAGGGCACGGGGGCCAGUCGUCGGUGCAGUACCAACACGGCGCUCCAGCAAUGUACCAGGGCCAGAGUGGCAGCCCGCCCCCCACAGGCAUGCCUCGGGUCGCUCUCUCAGCCAAUCCCCAGGCAGCACCUGGCCGCCCUGCCGUCCCCCUGGCACCGGGCGUACCGCAGCAACAGCAGGUGACCAUCCAGGUGCAGGACGUGGAGCUGGGAGGCGGGGCACAGAGACCGGGCAGCUUCCUGUCCACGCCGGGCGGGCACAGAGUCCUCGGGAAGCAGCUCAGCGCCGACAACGCCGAGACGCACAGCCGCAGCCUUGGCCGUUUCACCUCUGCCUACGACCAGGCCCAUUUCAAUCCCCACCUCUUCUCCGGCAACGCUGCCUCCCGGGGGGCCUCCGGAGUCGUUGGCUCCUACAACCCCUACCUGCAGGCCGCCUCCCUUAAAGUCCCCGGCCUGGACGGCUACCAGGGCGGGGCUGUAGGGACCAGCAGCUAUGGGACCCCCUCCACACUACAGCAGGCCCUGCUCUCCCCAACACCUUUGGACUACUGCCCCCCGCAGCAGCACGUCACCCCCACCCUGCAGGGACUCCUGUCUCCUCGGCACUCUCUAACCGGCCACGCGGACCCCAGGUUGCCCCCCCAGGACUUGGCCGCCCUGCUGAAGAGACAGAGCCCCCGGCAGUGUCCGGCGCCGCAAACCCCGCCCAGCGGCGCGGCGCAGGAGUUUAGCGAAAUGCUACUUCUCCGCCAGAUGAGCCAGGGUGACACCCUGGACCCCCCUGGUCCCCAGCCUGCCUCCGGGGGUCAACACUACCACCAUCUCCUCCAAAUACAACCCCCAGAGGUUCAGCAGCAGCAGCACGUGUCCCAGGCGCCGUGUCCCGGCCUACCGCACUCUGAGAGCAUGGAAGAGGACGAGGCCCCCGCUGGAUACCACCACCCACACGAAGGCCUGCUUACUAAGGCGGGGGAAGCACAUGAGCUCCUGGGGCCUCCGCGUGGCGGUACCCCGCCUUACAGCUCCCCCACACACAGGCACGGUGCUUACAUGAGGAGUCCUCCUGCUUCAAGAGAAUCUGAGCACGCAGAAUGCCGACCCCAGGGACAGGCCAUGGAGGUGCCCGAUCACAAUGGGCUGAACUAUCAGCGAGGCCCCCAGAGUGAGGUGUACAGGUCAAGAGGGCAGCUACAGCGUCACCACACCAUUCAGACCUGCGAUGAUGCCUACGACCAGGCAGAUCCCAUGUCGGGUAUGAGCCUCUUGGCGGGAAAGGCGCUCAGCUCGGCUCGCAUGUCGGACAUCCUCAGCCAGACGUCCCUGACCGGAAGCCAGCAGCUGCACCAGCGAGAGGAGUCAGUUUGUGACGUAGAAGGGGAGCUCCACGCGGCAGCCUGUUACCCCUCGUCCUGCACCAGUGACAUGCUCCUCAGCUACAAACCCCCUGAUCUGCAGUACAGCAUGGAGCAGGCUGGGGUCUAGCACAGGAAGCGGUGAAUCCUGCGUGCGUCGUCCAUAUCAGCCACCCUGAGUUGUUGACUUGAGUUGUGCAGCAUCACGCCAAACCACCGUCGUCUGUCCAGAGGGGAUUGGGAGGGGGGGGGGGGGGGGGGAAUCUGUGUCCAUCUGUCUGUUUCCAUGUGUCCCUUCAGAGGGAGGGCAAGAGAGUAAGGGGUGGGGGGGCGGGUGGGCCUCGGGGUUCGAAGGUCAAAGUGCCAGCAUUUUCUACACAGACGUCCAGCAUAGUUCUGUUGCAGGUUGUCUCCCUUUCUCACCUCUCAUCCUUGUGUAGCUUGAGGUCUCACUCCUUCCCCCUUUUCGACUUGCCAGCAUCAAAUCAACACCCCCCCCCCCCCCCCCCCCCCACUCAACCCCCCCUCUCAGCGACCCCCCGCGGCCCACUUCACGCCCCGACCCGAACCUGCGUUCUUCCCUCUCCGGCAAACUGUAAGGCAUAGAUUCAUGACGUGCCUGACUGGCCAGUGCGUUUCCGCAGCAACACAAUCAAGCACACACACACCGCUGCCGCAAACCCAAAGUAUUCCCAUUAGGAGCGUGUGUGUGUGUGUGUCUGGGCGAGGGAGAGGGAGCGAGGAAGGUCGUCCCGCUCUGGCCGUCCCGGAGCAGACGCCUCCAGAGCGGGCUGAAGCCUCGGCAGCAGGGACCCCCUUUCAGGCGUCUGUAGGUGGGGCUCCAAGACGGCUCCGUCCAAUGACGGAGCUCCUCGACAUCGCACAGGACAAACCAGCUCUUUUCCUCCUUUUCUUUUCAGGCGUUCCGUUUUGUUUUAGUUUUAAACUCAUUUUACAGUUAAUGUAGGCAUUAUGGUCGCCGUGGUUACUCUUCUGUUUCUCUGUAAAAGAUGUUUAUUAUAUGAAAUGUUAUUAUUAAAGGAGACUAGCUAUGUGUUGCGAGGAGGACAACGAUGUUCCUUGACUUAAUUCUGCACUUUGGGUUCAUGUUGUGUGCGUCUCUGUCUCCCGUCCCCCUCCUCCUCCCCGCCUCACCCUGCUUUACACCUGCCCCGCCCGUCCCCAGCUUCUCCGGCUCUGCGUCCUCCAUCCCUCCUCUCCCGCCGCGUCAGUGACAGUGUAUUGCAUUGUGGGUAGUUUUACCAGACAUUUCCUCCUUUCCUUGUACAGUGAUGCCAUGUAUAGAACGCUAUUACAGUUUCUCUAUCAAAACCA